Anoplopoma fimbria (sablefish) is the source of this 4500-nucleotide messenger RNA. RefSeq names its product TAF2 RNA polymerase II, TATA box binding protein (TBP)-associated factor (gene taf2). Gene Ontology annotation, biological process: transcription initiation at RNA polymerase II promoter. The transcript is spliced from 27 exons. Bases 506 to 4141 code for a protein of 1211 amino acids. Lineage: Eukaryota; Metazoa; Chordata; Actinopteri; Perciformes; Anoplopomatidae. Gene Ontology annotation, cellular component: transcription factor TFIID complex. The record is from RefSeq and is a predicted model, not a curated record. Gene Ontology annotation, molecular function: chromatin binding; transcription cis-regulatory region binding; RNA polymerase II general transcription initiation factor activity.
GGCUGCACACACUGGAGCCGCGGACUCAAUUCCAUCAGAAGCCGGACAGUGAGGGGAUAUUUGAAUGUUUUGAUCCGUGUCGACCGCAGAAAUCAUUAUUUGGACAUUAUCGGUUCUAUACAAUACCGACUGCUAGUCAUGGCCGACCUCUAUUUAUGGAUACGUCCAUUGUGUUAUCAAUAAAAACUCCGCACAGCAAUCUCCGGGCGAAACAACCCGAAUAAAGCAGUCAUUACAGACAUUCUAACGUUGGCAUAGUUACAGUGCUGCUUGGAGCACCUCUCCGCGAGCCUCGUUGUACCGUUAACGUUACACACAGCUAUAACGUUUCUGUUAGAGGCGCUUCACGUUGGAAUGCAACUUUUUCCUUUGAACUUUUUUUGCUUGCUGACUCUUGAACUAGCAGAGUGACGUUAGCCCAACACGGCUGCCGAGAAGGAAGCCUCGCGGAGCACUGUUGUGCCAUGUUAACAUUUCAUUCAAGACGCAAGAACAAGCAACGACGAUGAACAGGAAGAAGGAUAAAGGAUUUGAGAGCCCUCGCCCCUUUAAAUUGACCCACCAGGUGGUGUGCAUCAACAACAUCAACUUCCAGAGGAAGUCUGUCAUUGGCUAUGUUGAGCUGACCAUUUUCCCCACAGUGGUCAACCUGAACCGGAUCAAGCUUAACAGUAAACAGUGCCGGAUCUACAGGGUCCGGGUCAAUGAGCUUGAAGCCCCAUUCAUUUACAACGACCCCACACUUGAGGUGUGCCACCAUGAGUCCAAGCAGAGGAACCUCAACUAUUUCUCCAGUGCCUACACGGCAGCAGUGAGUGCUGUGGACCCCGAUGCAGGACACGGGGAGCUGGUCAUCAAAGUUCCCUCUGAACUCUGGAAACAAGGAGAUGAUUUGAAAGUCUUAAAGGUGUACAUCGAGUUUUCCCUGGACCAGCCAAAAGGGGGUCUCCACUUCGUUGUUCCUGAUGUUGAAGGCAGCAUGGCGGAGAGAGGAGCUCAUGUGUUCUCCUUUGGAUACCAGAACUCCACCAGAUUCUGGUUCCCCUGUGUGGACUCCUACUCAGAGCUGUGUACGUGGAAGCUGGAGUUCACCGUGGAUGCUUCCAUGGUGGCCGUGUCCUGUGGCGACCUGGUGGAGACCAUCUACACCCAUGACAUGAGGAAGAAGACUUACCACUAUGUUCUGCCCAUCCCCACCGCGGCCCCAAACAUCUCCCUGGCAGUGGGGCCCUUUGAAAUCCUUGUUGAUCCCUACAUGCAUGAGGUGACCCAUUUCUGCCUGCCACAGCUGCUGCCACUGCUCAAACACUCCAUGUCGUACCUCCAUGAGAUCUUUGAGUUCUACGAGGAGAUUCUGACAUGCCGCUACCCUUACGCCUGCUUCAAGACCGUGUUUGUGGACGAGGCCUAUGUGCAAGUGUCUUCCUAUGCUUCCAUGAGCAUCUUCAGUACCAACCUGCUCCACAGCGCCAUGAUCAUAGACCAGACCCCGCAGACUCGCCGCUGUCUGGCCCAGGCCUUAGCUCAGCAGUUCUUUGGCUGUUUUAUCUCCAGGAUGUCAUGGGCUGAUGAGUGGGUGUUGAAAGGAAUCUCUGGCUACAUCUACGGCCUUUACCUGAAGAAGACCUUUGGAGUCAAUGAGUACCGUCACUGGAUCAAAGAGGAGUUGGACAAGAUUGUGGAAUAUGAACUAAAGAUGGGAGGAGUUCUGUUGCACCCAACCUUCAUCGGAGGCAAAGAGAAAGACAAUCCCACUCCCCAUCUUCACUUCUCCAUCAAGCAUCCCCACACUUUGUCCUGGGAGUACUACAAGAUGUUCCAGUGUAAGGCCCACCUGGUGAUGAGGCUGAUAGAAAACAGGAUCAGCAUGGAGUUCAUGUUGCAGGUUUUCAACAAGCUUCUGAGCCUGGCGAGCACGGCCUCGUCCCAGAAGUACCAGAGUCACAUGUGGAGCCAGAUGCUUCUGUCUACUCACGCCUUUCUCAAAUCCAUCUCCAACGUCUCCGGCAAAGACAUCGGCCCCCUCAUCAAACAAUGGGUAGAUCAAAGUGCUGUGGUGAAAUUCUUUGGCAGCUUUGCCUUCAAUAGGAAGAGGAACGUGCUUGAGCUGGAGAUCCGACAGGACUACACGUCAUCUGGGACUCAGAAAUAUGUGGGUCCCAUCAAAGUGACGGUGCAGGAGCUGGAUGGAUCCUUCAACCACACGCUGCAGAUUGAGGAGAACAGCCUCAAACACGACAUCCCCUGUCACUCCAAGAGCAGACGAAACAAGAAAAAGAAGAUCCCUCUGAUGAAUGGAGAGGAAGUUGACAUGGAUUUAUCGGCUAUGGAUGCGGACUCUCCUCUCCUCUGGAUCCGCAUUGACCCAGAUAUGUCCAUUCUGAGGAAGGUGGAGUUUGAGCAGGCUGACUUCAUGUGGCAGUAUCAGCUGCGCUAUGAGAGAGAUGUAGUUGCACAGGAGGAGGCCAUCUCAGCGUUGGAAAAGUUCCCUACUCCUGCCUCCAGACUGGCUCUGACAGACAUCCUGGAGCAGGAACAGUGUUUCUACAAAGUCCGCAUGCAGGCCUGCUUCUGUUUGGCCAAGAUAGCCAAUGCCAUGGUGAGCACGUGGCAGGGUCCGCCAGCCAUGAAGUCCCUGUUUACCCGAAUGUUCUGCUGUAAGAGCUGCCCCAACAUCGUCAAGACCAACAACUUCAUCAGCUUCCAGAGUUACUUCCUGCAAAAGACGAUGCCCGUUGCCAUGGCGUUGCUUAGAGACGUCCAGAACCUCUGUCCCAAAGAUGUCCUCAACUUCAUCCUUGAUCUCAUCAAGUAUAACGACAACAGGAAAAACAAAUUUUCAGAUAACUACUACCGUGCUGAGCUGAUAGAAGCACUGACCAACUCUCUGACCCCGGCCAUCAGCAUCAACAACGAGGUGCGCACAGUGGACAAUUUGAACAACGACGUCCGUCUCAUCUUGGAGGAGAUCACACGAUUUCUCAACAUGGAGAAACUGCUGCCGAGCUUCAGAAACACCAUCACUGUCAGUUGUCUGAGUGCGAUCCGCCAGCUUCAGAAGAACGGUCACAUUCCCAGUGACGCGUCACUCUUUAAGUCCUACGCCGAGUACGGACACUUUGUAGACGUUCGCGUCGCUGCACUGGAGGCUCUGGUGGACUAUACUAGAGUUGAAAGAAGCUCAGCGGAGCUGCAGUGGCUGCUCAACAUGGUCCAAAAUGACACAGUUCAUUAUGUCAGACAUAAGAUCCUGGGUAUGCUAUGUAAGAAUCCACCUUUCACCAAGACAACGGACUCAGCUCUGUGUAAUGAAGCUCUGGUGGACCAGCUCUGGAAACUUAUGAACUCGGGCACCUCCCACGACUGGCGGCUGCGCUGUGACGCCGUGAACCUCUACUACACUCUUUUUGGUUUGACGCGACCCUCCUGCCUCCCCCUGCCAGAACUGGGCCUGGUGCUCAACCUGAAGGAGAAAAAAGCUGUCCUGAACCCCAUCAUCAAGCCCGAGAUGGGGGUCGGCGCUGUCAUGGAGACGCCCGCAAGUAUAGGCAUCCAUGGCGUGGGCAUGAGCUACUCCACUGUGGAUGAAGAGCCAGAUCCCAUUUCAUUGGGGGUGUGUGGGGUGGGCCAGCCCCCUAUGGGCUUGAAGAGGAAGGCUGAGACCCCGCUGGGCUCCCCUCCAGAGCCGGGACAGAUACUGCAGCAACAGGAAGACGAUACAAGAGGAGGGCGCUUCAAGAUCAGGUUCAACACAAUGGAAGAUGAAGAUAUUGAUAUGGAGACAGUUCAUGACAGUCAGGCGUUCAUUCACCAUCAUCUCAAUCUGUUAGAGAGGCCCUCCACACCAGGUAAAGAGCCUCCGUCAGUGGAACAGUCCAUGCUGUCCUUGCCCGCCACGCCCAUGCCGUCCUUCCCCAAGGAGACCACCUCGUCGUCCUCCAAACACGGGGGCGAGCACGGCCACCACCACCAUCACCACCACCACGAGCACAAGAAGAAGAAGAAGAAGCACAAGCACAAGCACAAACACAAGCACAAACACGAGAGCAAGGACAAGGACAGGGAGAGGGACAACUCCCACGCCUACAGCAACAGCCCGGCCAGCGGCAGGUCCCUGCGCUCGCCGUCCUUGUCCGACUAAAACAUCUGGGGGCAAAGGUCGGCUUCCAACUGCUACUGGUUCAGCUAGGGUUAACUGGUUACAUCCGUCUUGCAGUAGCAGGCGUGCGUCUCUGGUGAGCACAGAGGCCCAAAAUAGAAAGCGAAAGGUGUUUAGUUUAUCUAAAUACUUUCUAGUCAGUGGUAUCGUCAUAUAGGAGGCAUGUGGACAAAGUUUCAUAGAAAUGGAUGCUGUUGCAAGUGUUGUGAUCCUUAGAUAUAUUUCAGCUCUGAAUUCCUCAGCAGAAGCAGCAGUCCGUGUUUGUUUGAGAGAGGAAACAGGGACUUUUGAACUGAGGCUGCAGUGUCAUUAAGGUAAACUCUCCAGAGCCGUCCUCGUAU